Nylanderia fulva is the source of this 1237-nucleotide messenger RNA. RefSeq names its product meiotic nuclear division protein 1 homolog. Gene Ontology annotation, molecular function: double-stranded DNA binding. The record is from RefSeq and is a predicted model, not a curated record. Gene Ontology annotation, biological process: reciprocal meiotic recombination. Lineage: Eukaryota; Metazoa; Arthropoda; Insecta; Hymenoptera; Formicidae.
UUGGUCAACCGAGUAAAAGAAAAAGAAGAAAGGAUUCAGUGCAAAAAGUGCAACUCGAAAGAAGUUUGAAAGUUCAUAAAAGUUGGAAUAAAAAGUAUCGUAUGUAAAUAUACGCACGUUACACUUUUGACUACAACUGUCAUUAUUAAAUGUAAUAUUCAAGUUUUUGUUAAAUUAUAAAUGUUCGUGCAAGAUUUAAACCAGUUAUUUUAGGUGAUUAAAUAAUAUUUAACGUACAUUGUGCAUUUGGAUGAAAAAUUGCGUAUAUUACUUCGAAUUAUUUUUAUAAUUGGAAUAUUUGAGAUACAAAAUGUCCAAGAGAAAAGGGGUGUCUCUCGAUGAGAAACGUUUAAGAAUAAUACAAAUAUUUCAUGAGAAAAAGGAAUUCUUUACGCUAAAAGAAAUUGAAAAGAUUGCAUCAAAGGAAAAGAACAUUGUGAUACAAUCUGUCCAAGAUGUGUUACAAGCAUUAGUGGAUGAUGGUUUAGUACAAUCCGGCAAAGUUGGAACUAGCACAUAUUUUUGGAAAUUUCCAGGAGAAUCUAUUGCUGCAACAGAACGUAAAAUAGCUGAAAUGAGCAAAAAGAUAGUAGAAGCAGAAUUUAAGCUUCAAAAGCUGAAAGAAGAGGUACAGAAAGAGAAGGAAUUUAAAAAGGAUAAUGAGGAGAAGAGAAAUUUAUUAGAGGAAGUGGAUCGAUUAAGGAAAGAGGAACAAGAAAUUAAGAAGCAAAUUGCUAAAUUCAGCGUUAUCAAUCCAGAAGCAAUUAAAGAGAUAGAAGAGAAAGCACGGAAGAACAAAGAUCUAGCCAACAUAUGGACAGACAACAUUUUUGCGGUACAGAGCUGGUGCAAAAAUAAAUUUAGUAUUUCUGAACAGGAUCUUAAUAAACAAUUUAAUAUUCCCGAAGAUUUGGAUUACAUAGAAUAAAUCAUUGUUCACAUUAGAUCUUCCUCGCACAUUUGAAAAGACACUAGUAUUCUUGAAUCUUUGUCGGAUAACCUAAGUAACCUAAGAACAAACAAAUUUGCUAGAAAAGGAACACGAUAUAAAAUGAGAGAUAUAACUUUCAGAGUCAUCUAUAUCAAUUUCCUUCGAACUUGCGGCGAACUAAUCAGCUAUCUUAAUUUUUAAUUAGAGAAGAAAGAGGGAAAAAAUAUACAUACAUUUCUAUAAUUUCCAAUGUAUUGAAUUAAAACUAUGUAUGAUAUCGAAAUAAAUAGAUAAAUAGAAUCAUUU